UAUUGAGUUACAUGGAAUUUAGUUGAUUCUAAUUGAAAGUAUAUCCUUUUUUUCAUUAAUUUACUUUCCAUAAAGUUACCCCUGAAUAGUUAGCAACAUUGCGAAUGCAAUUAUUUCACCAGCUUGCGUGACCCAGCCAGCCACCAUCCAACACCCAUUCAAAUUCAGUCGUUAAUUUAUAAACGACAAGACGCUUGAUAAGGUCUCUCUAGUAAUGAUAUCCUUAAUUUCAUUUUCUCCUAUAUUAGUCACAACUAACCAGUGGCCGCGACAUACAAUUCACUCAUAAAACCUCCAAGUGAUCUCCGCCAAAAAAAAAAAAAACACUAGAUGGGUUCCUCAGAAAAUGAUAUUCACCAACCUCUGCUUCAAUCGUAUCCUCCAUCUUUGUCACCCCAACUAUCAGACACAAAACAUGAAUCGGACGGCCAGCUUGAGGCCAUAUUAUCUAACGGUGAGCUCCCAUUCUUGCAGCGCCUGCAACAGGCAACACGGAUUGAAUUGAAGCUACUGUUCCAUCUCGCUGCACCUGCAGUUAUUGUUUACAUGAUAAACUAUGUCAUGUCUAUGUCUACCCAAAUCUUCUCUGGUCAUCUAGGAAAUCUAGAGCUUGCUGCAGCCUCCCUUGGAAAUACCGGCAUCCAAGUCUUUGCCUAUGGUCUAAUGUUGGGAAUGGGAAGUGCUGUGGAGACGUUGUGCGGACAAGCAUAUGGUGCCCGCAAAUAUGAAAUGCUUGGCAUAUAUCUGCAAAGAUCAACAAUCCUUCUCACACUCACUGGGAUAUUACUCUCCUUCAUCUACAUCUUCUCUAAACCCAUAUUGAUCUUACUCGGUGAAUCACCAGAAAUAGCUUCAGCAGCGGCAGUUUUUGUCUAUGGUUUGAUACCCCAAAUUUUUGCCUAUUCUCUAAACUUCCCUAUCCAAAAAUUUUUACAAGCUCAAAGCAUAGUGGCCCCGAGUGCAUACAUUUCAACAGCCACAUUGGUUAUACAUCUUUUGCUUAGUUGGGUUGCAGUGUACAAGAUUGGGCUUGGGUUGUUGGGUGCAUCAUUAAUGUUGAGUUUUUCAUGGUGGAUUAUAGUUGUGGCUCAGUUUAUAUACAUUCUUAAGAGUGAGAAGUGUAAGUAUACAUGGGAGGGGUUCAAUAUACAAGCCUUUUCAGGGUUGCCAAGCUUCUUCAAGCUCUCGGCUGCGUCAGCUGUGAUGUUGUGCUUAGAGACGUGGUAUUUCCAGAUCCUUGUUUUGCUGGCUGGGUUGCUAGAGAACCCUGAGUUGGCUUUGGAUUCACUCUCCAUUUGUAUGACGGUAUCUGGAUGGGUGUUCAUGAUCUCAGUCGGGCUCAAUGCAGCAGCAAGUGUGAGAGUAAGCAAUGAGCUGGGAGCCGGAAACCCAAAGUCAGCAUCAUUUUCUGUAUUAGUUGUGACAAUAAUCUCCUUCAUUAUCUCGGUGAUUGCGGCGAUACUAGUGCUAGCAUUGCGUGAUGUUAUCAGCUAUGCCUUCACAGAAGGUGAAGCCGUAGCUGCAGCUGUCUCGGAUCUCUGUCCACUUCUUGCCCUCACCCUUACUCUUAAUGGAAUUCAACCUGUGCUGUCCGGUGUGGCUGUUGGGUGUGGAUGGCAAGCUUUUGUUGCAUAUGUUAACGUGGGAUGUUAUUACGUGGUUGGUAUCCCACUUGGUGCACUUCUAGGUUUCUAUUUCAACCUUGGUGCCAAGGGGAUAUGGUCAGGGAUGAUUGGGGGCACGGUAAUACAAACAUUCAUUUUGAUGUGGGUCACAUUUCGGACAGACUGGAAUGAAGAGGUCGAAGAAGCUAUGAAGAGAUUGAAUAGAUGGGAGAACAAGAAAGAAGCCCUUUUGAAGUGACUAAAGUCAAAGGCCUUUGAUUGACCGAGAAAAAAAAAAAAAA
Molecule: messenger RNA, 1906 nt
Organism: Pistacia vera
Lineage: Eukaryota; Viridiplantae; Streptophyta; Magnoliopsida; Sapindales; Anacardiaceae
Product: protein DETOXIFICATION 40-like
Exons: 7
Coding region: 331-1863 (510 amino acids)
Biological process (GO): xenobiotic detoxification by transmembrane export across the plasma membrane
Cellular component (GO): membrane
Molecular function (GO): xenobiotic transmembrane transporter activity; antiporter activity
Source: RefSeq, a predicted model, not a curated record